Zymoseptoria tritici IPO323 is the source of this 3639-nucleotide messenger RNA. RefSeq lists its product as uncharacterized. The coding region runs from base 1 to 3639 and encodes 1212 amino acids. Gene Ontology annotation, biological process: mitotic spindle assembly checkpoint signaling; protein phosphorylation; meiotic sister chromatid cohesion, centromeric. The record is from RefSeq and is a predicted model, not a curated record. Lineage: Eukaryota; Fungi; Ascomycota; Dothideomycetes; Mycosphaerellales; Mycosphaerellaceae. Gene Ontology annotation, molecular function: ATP binding; protein kinase activity. The transcript has 3 exons.
AUGGCAGACGAUCUAAUCGACUUCAAUGUGAUCGAGCAGCACAAGGAGAACAUCCAAGCGCUUCCCAGUGGCCGCUCUGCCAAAGCACUGGCGCAACUGUACAGCCCACCACUCCUCGGUGCCAACCCGUCACCCGCGUCCUCCAACCCAGAGCACAUCAAAGCACGCGCAGCAUUCGAGACGGAGCUUGCGAACAUCGACGAAGCCGACGACCCUCUGGACGUAUACGAUCGCUACGUGAAAUGGACGCUCGAUGCAUACCCAUCAUCACAAGCCACGCCGCAAUCACAACUCCUGCCUUUGCUUGAGCGCGCGACCAAGGCUUUCCAGUCCUCAACACAUUACAAGAACGAUCCACGAUAUCUCAAGAUAUGGCUACACUACAUUCGAUUCUUCUCGGAUGCGCCACGCGAGGCAUUCGUCUUUCUGGCACGGCACAACAUUGGUGAAGGUCUCGCGUUGUACUACGAAGAGUUCGCAGCUUGGUUGGAGAAUGCCGGAAGAUGGAACCAGGCAGAGGAGAUUUACAAGAUGGGCUUGGAGAAAGAGGCACGACCAGCAGAGCGAUUGAUGCGCAAGUUUGGAGAAUUCGAGCGGAGGCUGGAGGCUCGACCACAAGAUGCGACAGAGCCGUCGAGCCCAGCGUUGCCUUCUGUGCGACCCGCUUUGGCGGCGAAGUUAGAUCCUUUCGCCACUUCUUCACCUGCAACACAAUCGCAAGGCCAAGGGAACGGAGGCAAGAAAUCGAAGAGCUCGAAGAUGGCCAUUUUCUCCGACAGUGAUGAGCCACCGCGACCCGCGUCGGGAGGCAGCGCCAGUGGAUGGGACAGCAUAGGUUCGCUUGCCGACAGGAGGAAGGAGAACGCAGUUGAGGCUAAGCCUUGGGCUGGUGAGAAGCUUAUGGGCGGCAAGACAAACGGUGGCAUGGAGAAGAUGAUGAUCUUCAAAGACCAGUCAUCGCGUUCCGCAUCAAUGCCAAAGCACCUUUCCUAUCAAGCGUCAAGUAGCAAUCACGCGCAGCAGUGCGUGCUAAACGAGAAAAGUGGUAGGCUGGAGUGCGUCUUCGUUAACCUCGAGGCCGUCUAUCCAGAACCGGGUGAUAUGUCGGUGGUGUAUUCAUUUGAAGAGCUACGGGCGAGACAUCGUGGGUGGCAGAGAAAAUAUCGACGGAAGGCAGUGAGUCAAGAGAAGCAUGUCUCCAACAAGUCAUCCACAACACAGCAGCAAUCCCUUCAGUCUGAACAGCCACAUGAGGUGGAACAGGAGGAACAACCACCACAGAAGAAAGGCAAAGAUCGGGGCUUCACGAUCUUCGAGGACACGCCGUUGCAGCUUGCACCGAAGGAGACCGCACCCGACGAUUUGGAAAAGAUUCUGAAAGCUCGCCGGGAAGAGCGGGCGAACCGCACGAGAAAAAUCAAGGUCAUGAACGUUCAGCACAUCAACGAGACGAAGACAAUUCAGCUCAACAUGGAUUCACCGACGGGAAAGAAGAUCAAGAAGCGAAAGUCAAUCGCGCCGGAGCCAACAAUGACGAUCAAUACCAAGGAAGCCAUGGAUGAGAUUUACGGCAUUUUUAACCAGCCACUGCAAAGCACGUCUGAACAGCCUGACGAAGAAGACGAAGAUGACGAAAGCGAGGACGAUGAAGACGACUAUACCACUGGAGAUGAAAGCACUGCCACUGGCAAACUCUCCGCGGCUGCCAGCGAGUACGGUGAUGAGACGAGAAAUGAGUUGAUGAGUGCUCAGCAAGUCGAAGUUGACGAUGGAGCGGAUGUCACUGGCUGGUCGGACUUCACCACGAGCAAGCAUGUUCCGAAGGAAGAAGGGGAACUGACACAAGAUACCCUCCACGACGCACACACUGCCAACGGGGAAGAUCUGACAACGCCAGUCGACGAGGAGGAACCUCGAACGCAAUAUGUCGACGUUCCAGCAGAGGACUACGAUCCUCCUCCUGGUCGUGUCCAGAUGCUACCAAAUCACCGUCUACCUUUCAUGACUCCGAUCGUUGAGCGAACAGAGUCGUCUCUCGGUGCUGCGACGGCAAGGACGGAGAAGGACUAUUUCGGCGGUGCCAAAACUCCUAGUAGGAAGACUGGUGAGCUCGAAGACUUCGACGACGAUGAUGAGCCUUGUAGCAGUCCAUUUCAAGAUGUGCUUGCUGACAUGGACGAAGACAAGCGUAGAGUCCUGCAGCCGAUCCGCACGAAGAGUACCAAAGGAACGAUCGCUCUUGGCGGAGGUACAGCAAAGUCGCAGACAGAAGCGAAGAAGGAGGUGUCGUCGAUUCUGGAAAGUGUACAAAAGGGCCCGAUUAUCAAGGAUGACCAGUGCAACCCCAUGGAUCCUCAUCUGCGGCAGACCAUUCUGUCGCAAAUGAAGCCUUCGUUAUCAUCUUUUGAGGGUUACCAUGAGCACCUGGACGAGAGCUCUGGUCGCACUGCUGAGGUAAAGAAAUACGUGCGAACGCUGUCGAAGUCAAGCAGGAGCAGUGUCAAUGUGGACAAGACAGCACAGACUUUGUCCAUCCCUCCAGUUCUGGACCUCCCUGGAGCGCAUGGUACAUACACCGUCAAGCGAGAACUAGGCGCAGGCACCUUCGCACCCGUCUACCUGAUCGAGAACAGUACCGCGCUCGCCAUGGAAGAGGAAGACAACGCGGAUGAGAACAUGCCUGUCGCGCGAGUGGGCAAAGACUCGCACCGCAAGGGUCUUGAGGCAAUUAAGAUGGAAGAGCCAACCAGCACCUGGGAGUUCUUCAUCCUCCGCCAGUCUCAUCGCCGAUUGGGCGUCACCCGUGCCACCGAAUCGAUCGUGCGCGCCCACGAAAUGCAUCUCUACCGCGAUGAAUGCUUCCUGGUCGAGGAGUUCCGCGACCAAGGCACGCUCCUCGACCUCGUUAACCUUGCGCGCCUGGACUCCGGCAGUGGAGGCGGUAUGGACGAGAUGCUCGCCAUGUGGUUCACGGUCGAACUUCUCCGCGUCACCGAGGCACUUCACUCAAAACAGCUCAUCCACGGUGACCUCAAGGGCGACAACAUCCUCGUGCGCUUCGACGAUCCAGGCAUGGAGACGGACUGGUCACCCACGUACUUCUCGAACGGCGCACACGGCUGGUCGAGCAAAGGCGUCUGUCUGAUCGACUUCGGCCGUGGAGUCGACAUGAAGCACUUCAAGCCUGACGUCGCGUUUAUCGCAGAUUGGAAGACGUCCGAAGCGGACUGCGCGGAGAUGCGCGAACUUCGACCGUGGACGUACCAGGUCGACUACCACGGUCUGGCCGGUAUCAUCCACAGUCUACUGUUCGGCAAGUACAUGGAGACGGUGGGCGAGAAAGGCGGCGGACUAGGUCAGGGCGCGACGAAGACGUACCGCAUCCGGGAGAAUUUGAAGAGAUACUGGCAGACGGAGAUAUGGGCCGAGGUCUUCGCACUACUGCUGAAUCCGCUGACAAAGGUGGAUGCGGAGGAUGGAAGGAAGAUGCCCGUUGUGAGGGGCAUGCGGGCGUGUCGGGAGAGGAUGGAGGCUUGGAUUGAGGAGAACUGUGAGAGGGGCGUGGGCCUGAAGGGUAUGAUCUCGAGGAUGGAGAGUGCGAUCAGGGAGAAGAGGAGGAGAGGCGGCAAGGCGUUGUGA